AAACAGUCAGAAUAAGACAAUUUAAAUUCAAAAAGUUCCCAACAAAAGUGAUCGGAAUAAGCAACGUAAUAAGCAGAUGUGAGCAGGAGUGAUGGGAGUUCAUGGACUGUGGAAACUUUUGGAGAGCACCAGAAAACCCAUCAAUCCAGAAACACUAGAGGGGAAGAUCUUAGCUGUUGAUAUCAGCAUCUGGCUGAAUCAGGCGGUCAAAGGUGUGCGGGAUCGCGAUGGGAAUGCGGUUCAGAACGCCCAUCUCCUCACGCUCUUCCAUCGGCUCUGUAAGCUGCUGUUCUUCCGCAUCAGACCUGUGUUUGUGUACGAUGGAGACGCACCGCUGCUUAAGAAACAGACGCUGGCCAUCAGGAGACAGCGGAGGGAGGAAAUGAGCCGUGAGUCCAAACAGACCAAUGAGAAGCUCCUCCAGACGUUCCUGAAGAGACAGGCCAUCAAAGCAGCUUUAGGGGAUCAAAGUCAAGAGGCGAUUCCCAGCCUGUCAUCUGUGAAACGAGAUGAGCAAGACGACAUGUACAUUCUGCCUGCACUUCCUCCUGAUGAGGACAGAGACAAGAGCAGUUCAGAGGAGGAAAGAGAUGGAGACGAAUCACUGCAGACGUACAGCAGAUUCCAGGAAGAGAUCUAUGACAACCCUAACUCUGUAGACAUCAACUCUGAGGAGUUUUCCCUCAUGCCACCGGAGAUCAAGCAUGAAAUCUUAAAAGAAAUGAAGGAAUUCAGCAAGAGGCGACGCACGCUGUUCCACAAACCCCCAGAGAGGUCAGGUGAGUUCUCGCAGUAUCAGUUGGCGGGUCUCCUGCAGAGGAACAAACUCAACCAGCAUCUGGAAGGAGUGGAGCAGGAGAUGAACCAGCGCAGCUCUGGAGGAGUGGAGCAGCCGUACGGCCAGAACAAAGACCAUGACAUGGAGAUCCGCCGUCUGGUGUCAGAGGACUCGUCACACUACAUCCUCAUCAAAGGGUCUCAGAAGAAAGCCAGCACUCCAGACAGUCGUCCGGCUCCAGCACUGUGGUCCAGCUGUCCAUGGGAACCUAAAGGGAGGCCUAAAGGGAAGCCUGAGCCCUUGUGGCGGCCUGUGACAGAGUAUGAUGAGAACAAGCCUUCUUCCUCCACAUCCUGUGCUGAGGAGGUGCUGCUGGUGUCAGGUGGAGCACCUCCCUCUCCUCGCUCCCUACAGGCCAUCCAGAGCGCCAUGAUGGACAGCAGCUCUGAAGAAGAAGCCGUGGCCACAAGAGGACGAAGGACGGCAGGAUCUGUAGAUGAAGAUGGACGCGUGUCGCCUCAAACUCUACAGGCCAUCCAGAGCGCCAUGAUGGAUCCCGCAGACGUCCACAAACGCAGGACGUACGUCAUCAUGAGCAGCUCCGAGGAUGAGGAUGAAGCUGUGGUUCUUGACAGAAGCGUUGUCACUGAGGUGACUGGAGUUGUAGGCGUUUCUCCCAGGACUCUGUUGGCGAUACAGGAAGCUCUGGGAGACAAAGCUGUGGAGGUAAUGGACCUGAGGAGCAGCUCUGAUGGAGAGCAGACAGAGGAGGUUCCUGGAAUCAGCAUUUCCUCACAGGAAGAGUCUUCAGAAUUCAAGCAUCAGUCCAGAACGCCGCUUAUUCUCGGUUCUGCAGUAUCUGAAAGGCAAGAGGAGACGUGUGAGCCACAAGAUGCUGCGGUACAACUUCCUCUAAAGCAAAGACACCUUAAUGCUUCCUCUGAUGACAAACCUGUGAAUGCAGACCGAACAGAUCAGAUGGAGGAAAACAAAGUGAAAAGUGAAGAUGAUGAGGAAAGCAGCUCUGAAGAGAGUUUUAUUGAGGUGUCUGAUGCAGAGGAACCAUCUGAAACAGAAGAAUCUCACGUCAAAGCAGAAGCCGAUAAAAGCCCCUCAGAAGAGAAAGCGGAGGAGAGAGCAGAGGAAGAGGAGAGCAGAAAGGAAGAGUCCAGCGUCCAGAGCCCAGAUAAGAGUGAGGAAGUCAACAAGUCCAUAGAUGAAACUCCUCCUGCUGCAAGCGAAUGGGAUCACAUCGACACGGAGGAGCUGCUCCAGCUGGACAGAGAACUGCAGUGUGAGCAAAUGAGCUUGAGAGAGCAGCAGCAGCAGCAGGAGCGCAGCAGCACCACGGUCACCGGACAGAUGUACCAGGAGAGCCAGGUCAGCAUCCUUAUACAGAACAUAUGCUAGUGCAACACAGGGUUAUUAUAGUUAACUAGAUUUUCUAAACGGGGCAAAUUAACAUGAGAGUGCAAUCACAAAAGCGCCGAUGAGACUGUAAAGUUCUGCUGAUCUACUACUGACAAAUAAGCAAACUAAAGAACACAGACACAGAUAAUUUCCAUAAUGACCCAUGCAAUCUACCAAGAGCAGCACAAAUUAACAUACAGCUGAUGAUAAUCAUGUGUGGGUAAUCUACUAACAACACAGGCACAAAAUAGGUUAAGUCAUGUUUUUU
Sinocyclocheilus anshuiensis is the source of this 2456-nucleotide messenger RNA. It is a transcript of the gene ercc5, whose product is annotated as excision repair cross-complementation group 5. Gene Ontology annotation, cellular component: nucleus. The record is from RefSeq and is a predicted model, not a curated record. The transcript is spliced from 11 exons. NCBI's taxonomy places the organism in Eukaryota, Metazoa, Chordata, Actinopteri, Cypriniformes, Cyprinidae. The coding region runs from base 92 to 2188 and encodes 698 amino acids. Gene Ontology annotation, molecular function: single-stranded DNA binding; DNA endonuclease activity. Gene Ontology annotation, biological process: nucleotide-excision repair.